This is a messenger RNA of Cokeromyces recurvatus, 713 nucleotides long. RefSeq lists its product as uncharacterized. NCBI's taxonomy places the organism in Eukaryota, Fungi, Mucoromycota, Mucoromycetes, Mucorales, Mucoraceae. Bases 89 to 664 code for a protein of 191 amino acids. Gene Ontology annotation, cellular component: GINS complex. The record is from RefSeq and is a predicted model, not a curated record. The transcript has 7 exons. Gene Ontology annotation, biological process: mitotic DNA replication initiation.
AAAAAAAAAAAAAAAAAAAUGAAUAAAAAUUAAAACGCGGUUAUUAAUUUCUACGCGUUAAAAUUUGUCUUUUCUCCUUGAUAGAACCAUGGAGCUUGAUGAGUACUAUGACAUUGAUUCCAUCUUGGCAGAACAAAUAAAAAUACCAUGCAUUGCACUUCAUGAUUAUACCAAGGAAGCCAACUUAAAUGGCAACAAUACAGAGGUUAAACGUAAUACUCGAGUUGAAUUACCCUAUUGGAUGGCUAAGCCCUUAGCAGAAUAUUCGUUACCAGCCAAUGAUUCCCUUAUUUCGAUUGAAUUACCAAAGACUUAUGGCACAAAAGUGAGAAAUGCUCUAGAUGCAAGUCCUGUCCUUGUUGAUUUUAGAUUACUUUGUCCUUAUUUUUAUUUAUUUGGCAUUAAAUUAUUAGAUCUAGUUGUAGAUGAUAAAUUAGGUGGUAUAUUGCAAAAGGCAUUUAAAUUAAGGCUUCAAGAAACUAUGAAUUAUUCACGAACCAUAAAUAGUUCAAAAGGGCAGGAGUUUCUACAAAAAUUAGAUGAAACAGAGAAAGAAUUAUUUAGAGCAGGCCAAGAUAGUGCUUUGCAAUUUAAGCAAUGGCGAGAUAGAGCCGUACAUCAAAUCAAGACAGCUAAUAUUGGCCCAAAACCUUCUGUUUUAUAAUAACCGUGGAAUAGGUAAAAAAAAAAAAUAAAAAAAAAAUGAUUUUCGG